Punica granatum (pomegranate) is the source of this 2914-nucleotide messenger RNA. NCBI's taxonomy places the organism in Eukaryota, Viridiplantae, Streptophyta, Magnoliopsida, Myrtales, Lythraceae. The record is from RefSeq and is a predicted model, not a curated record.
GCGAGAGAGGUAAAGCACACGGGUCACGUCGCAGAGCUUCACAGAGAAGCACCGCUCGCAGCGCUCCUCUCUCUUUCUCUCUCUCUCUCUCUCUCGUCAUAUAGGAAGAAGAAGCAGCAGCAGCAGCUGCCACUGGACUCUUCGGCGGAGAUCCGAUACGCCUUUCGGCUUCGAUCGGAUUCCCCGCUUUGUGCUUGCUCCGAUGGAGUCGCUUGUCGGUGGCUAUCACGACGGGAACGUUUUCAAUCUGGUCGACAGCCGGACCAUCGACUCUCGCCAUGAUGUCAAUCGGGAUCUGCAAAUGCACUCAUCGCUGGUCCGGAGGUUGUCUCUUGAGAAGGAACUGGAGGGGCACCAUGGUUGUGUAAAUACGAUUGCGUGGAAUUCCAGGGGCUCACUUCUGAUAUCUGGAUCAGAUGACACACAGAUCAAUAUUUGGAGCUAUUCUGGCCGGAAGCUUUUGCAUUCUAUAGACUCUGGGCAUUCGGCUAAUAUUUUCUGUACCAAAUUUGUACCAGAAACUUCCGAUGAACAAGUAGUCUCAGGAGCUGGAGAUGCAGAAGUGCGGUCAUUUAAAUUGUCUCGCUUAAAUCGGAGAAGAGCUGAUGAAAACGCAAUUAGUCCAUCGGCACAUUUUCAGUGUCACACUAGAAGAGUAAAGAAGUUAGCUGUUGAAGUAGGCAACCCAAAUGUUGUGUGGAGUGCUAGUGAAGAUGGGACCUUGAGGCAGCAUGACUUUCGGGAAGUUUCUUCUUGUCCUCCUGCCGGAGCUGCUCACCAGGAAUGUCGCAGUGUUCUACUUGAUUUGCGUUCUGGGGCCAAGAGGUCACUUGCUGAUCCUCCUAAAGGCAUUCUUGCGCUAAAAUCUUGUGACAUCAGUUCCACUAGGCCCCACUUGCUCCUGGUUGGUGGAAAUGAUGCUUUUGCUCGACUAUAUGAUCGAAGGAUGCUUCCACCAUCAAGCUCGUCUCAACAAAGAAUGAAGCCUCCUCCAUGUGUCAACUACUUCUGUCCCAUGCAUCUCUCUGAUCUGGGACGAUCAAGUUUGCAUCUCACUCAUGUUACAUUUAGUCCAGAUGGGGAGGAGGUUCUUCUCAGCUAUAGUGGAGAGCAUGUUUACCUAAUGAAUUUGGAUGCCAGUGCAUUAUUCACCUCUACAAAGUCGAAUGUCAGCAGGACUGCUAUGCAAUACACUGCAGGGGACGUAGCCAAAUUAAUGAGUUUCACUCCACUGCUAAAUGGGUUGGAACUCCAACCACCAGUUUUGAGCACUGUAAAUAGAAACUCUUGUGGAAAGGGCAGCAUCUCUUUAAUACAGCUUGACAAGUGCAGGAAACUGAUUGAAGUUGCAGAAGCGUCACUGAGAGAAGCAUCACUGAGAGAGGGGGCUGAUUAUUACUAUGCGAUAGAAGCAUGCAAUGAAGUUCUCGAUGGACAUGACCGGGAGAUUGGGCCAGCUUUGAGGCAUAGAUGUCUUUGUAUACGUGCUGCUUUGUUGCUUAAGCGUAAAUGGAAAAAUGAUGCACACAUGGCUAUAAGGGAUUGCUACAACGCUCGGCGAAUUGAUAACUCUUCAUUUAGACCGCUUUACUACAUGUCUGAAGCUUUAUCUCAGUUGGGAAAACAGAAGGAAGCUCUAGACUUUGCCCUAGCAGCACAGUGCUUGUCCCCUUCAAAUUCUGAGCUAGAAAAAAAGGUUGAGGAUUUGAAAAGGCAAAUUGAUGCAGCUGAAGCUGAGAAACGUAACAAAGCAGAUAACACAGCAGCGAGAUCUGAUCAUCGAAGACCAAGAGUGUUAUCACUAAAUGACAUUUUACAUCGGUCAGAUGCUAAUAGUGAUGCUUCUCAAGAUGGUCCAAGAUCUGAGAGAGAGGAUUCUGAUUUUGAAGAGGAACUGGAAGUCGACUUUGAUUCGCCUUUUCCUGGUGACGAAGGCCAUGAUGCUGAUGCUAGUGUUCUGCAUGGAAGUUUGAAUCUGAAAAUUCAUCGAAGAGGCGACUUAUCCAGAGAAACUGGUAGCACAAAUGGCACUUGUGGAUCACCUUCAUCAUCAUCGUCAUCUCAAAAUGAUAGAAUGCCUUAUCAGCCUGAGGCAGUUGUUGAUAUGAAGCACAGAUAUGUUGGGCACUGUAAUGUUGGCACUGACAUUAAGCAGGCUAGUUUUCUUGGGCAGAAAGGUGAAUAUAUCGCUAGUGGAAGUGAUGAUGGAAGAUGGUUUAUUUGGGAAAAAAGAACAGGAAGACUUGUAAAAAUGCUUCCAGGAGAUGAAGCAGUUGUGAAUUGUGUGCAAUGCCACCCGUACGACGGUGUUGUGGCAACAAGUGGAAUUGAUAGCACAAUAAAGAUUUGGACUCCAAGUGCUUCUGCCUCUACGAUUGUAGCUGGUGGACCAGUUGGACCGGAACCUGAUGACGUGUUAAAGACCAUGGAAAGCAAUGCGAAAAGAUUAAUCCGUAACCGUGAUACUAUCCUGCCAUUUGAACUUCUGGAGCGGGUUGGGAUGCAAGAGCUUACAGAAGGAAGCUUGCAUCCAUUUGAAUGUGCUCAAAGCUGAAGUAUAACUUCUACCAAGUAGAUCGAGGGUGGAUUAGGCGCUACAGUGCUCGAGUCAGUUGGUCGUCUUGUCUUCAUUGAAAAAAUUUCAGGAGGUCAAUAUACUACGUCUAAGGAAAUAAGUUGAGCUUGCAAGGAGGAGUAUCCUAGCCUUUAAAAAAAUAACUGGAUGUAUUGUUCCAUGCAUGUCGUGUCCAUAGCGUUUAGAUGGUGAUGUGCCAUGCUCCACUUACUUCCCCUGUCGAGUUGCUUCUUGGGCUUCCUGUGAUCAUUUUUCCAUAUCUCGAGUUUGCGUACAGUUACAUAUCACAUUACUUUUCGGUUUACAUUUAAGAUACUGCUUCGGCUUCUCUUUUGUCCC